Haliotis rubra (blacklip abalone) is the source of this 254-nucleotide messenger RNA. RefSeq names its product excitatory amino acid transporter 1-like. Bases 24 to 251 code for a protein of 75 amino acids. NCBI's taxonomy places the organism in Eukaryota, Metazoa, Mollusca, Gastropoda, Lepetellida, Haliotidae. The transcript is spliced from 2 exons. Gene Ontology annotation, molecular function: L-glutamate transmembrane transporter activity; glutamate:sodium symporter activity; neutral L-amino acid transmembrane transporter activity. Gene Ontology annotation, cellular component: plasma membrane. Gene Ontology annotation, biological process: L-glutamate transmembrane transport. The record is from RefSeq and is a predicted model, not a curated record.
CUAAUGCUGCUAUAGUAACCAUCAUGGUUUUUCUAGCCAAUAUGGGACUGCCAACGAACGAAAUCUCCAUCAUUUUUGCCAUGGAUUGGUUUCUCGGGCGAAUGAGGACUAUCACUAAUGUGAAUGGAGACUGUAUGGGCGCCGCUAUUCUCCAGCACUUCUUCCACCAGGAUGGCAGCAAUGGUUCGGGAUAUGAUAAUAACCCACUACCACAGGACGAGAUAGAGAUGGAGGAAGCUCUGUCACUUUAAUUG